Cuscuta epithymum is the source of this 949-nucleotide messenger RNA. The record is from the annotation of a GenBank genome assembly. NCBI's taxonomy places the organism in Eukaryota, Viridiplantae, Streptophyta, Magnoliopsida, Solanales, Convolvulaceae.
AAAUGCUCAUCUAUUUCAAGGGAUUAAGCACCACCAUUUUGGCUAUUAGAUCUCCAACAUUUGUUUCCUUUAUUUUCCUUUAGGAUAACGUACAUUUUUAUAGUAAUGGAGCGUGCCAGAUAUGUUGUCCCAGGCCACCUCCUAAAACAGGCGAUCCCGGUUCAAGUCCCGAACCAAGAUCGCCCCCACCCCGCUAAACCACUAUCUUCAACUCACCAUAAAGGGAGUGGUGUUGCAAAGACUACUGAGCCUUUGCCGCGUUCUUCAAAUGUGAAAAAAGUACCCUCUUCCGAGUCAACGGAUGGACAUUGCGGCUACGGUGGCAAUGUUCGUGGGUCUGGUAAGGACGUUGGCGAUGAUGACGUUGAUAAGAAAGCUACAAGCUAUAUUUUGAAGGUUAAAGAGCGAAUCAGGUUGGAAGAACUGAAAAUUUUGAAUGAAAAGAAGUGAAAUUUGGUGUGUAAGCUACAAUAAGGACUCAAUAAGUAUAUUUAUAGACUAUAUAACGGGUCUCGUCCCUAUUUCGCAAGGGGAUGAUUUUCUUCCAAUUUCGAUCAAUGGUUGCAUCACUAAUGAAUUGUGUAUAAAAGUGAUGAUCCAUUUCCUCUUUGUAUUGUAUUUCACGUUUCAAGUCUUCGGAUAUGCUACUCUCAUUAACCUAUCGGGAUUGUCAUUAUCCUAUUAUAAUCCACCACCAUCUACAUCCCUAUGGCUAUACUCCGUAUAUAAUACUACAUACUAAGUAUAUUAUAUUAUGUCCAAUCUAUGUCCUUCAUUUUUACAUUUAAAUGUUUUUAAUUGAAUUGAAAUUAUGGACUUAUCCGAUUUGUUCUAAUAGACGUUUGGUCUAUGUCGAAGUCCGACUGCUUUGAUCUAUUUAAGUUUGGUCUGAUUUAUCUAAGUGUGGAGUGUUAUUGAAAUAAGUUCAAAUAAAUACAUUCUUUCUCCG